Messenger RNA from Trichoderma virens Gv29-8, 1074 nucleotides. RefSeq lists its product as uncharacterized. Gene Ontology annotation, biological process: DNA repair; telomere maintenance. The transcript has a single exon. The record is from RefSeq and is a predicted model, not a curated record. Gene Ontology annotation, molecular function: DNA helicase activity. Lineage: Eukaryota; Fungi; Ascomycota; Sordariomycetes; Hypocreales; Hypocreaceae. The annotation marks the transcript as partial.
CGUCCGAAACUAUCAACGGAGCAAGAGGCCUUGGUUUCGCUUGCAGUCCAGGGUCACAACAUCUUCUACACCGGCGAAGCAGGGUGUGGGAAAUCGACAGUACUAAGAGAAAUCAGAGACCGCCUGAAGAGCAUGGAUAGAGCUGUUGAAGUUUUGGCACCUACGGGUAAGGUGGCGAUUGCAAAUGGAGGCAUGACGACCUGGUCUUUUGCCGAUUGGACGCCCAAUACUCAUAAGUCCACUCUAUCUGAGCUGACAUCAUUCUCAUUUGGCUCUGUACUGGCGAAGCGUCUGAGGGACGUCGAAACAAUCAUUAUUGACGAGAUAAGCAUGGUGGAGAGCAUGCAUUUUGACCGAUUGAAUCAGAUGAUGAAAGCUGCAUGCUCUCCAUUUGACAAGAGAUCUACUCUGCCAUUUGGCGGUACCCAAGUCAUUGUUACAGGAGACUUCUGCCAAUUGCCCCCGGUUAAACCGUUUUCACACUGUUACGAAUGUGGUAGUGAACUUAUAGCCGACAUACCACGAAAGAUGUACACAUGCCCGAAUCUCGAAUGCGGCAUCUCCUACCGUGACGAGGAUAAAUGGGCAUUUAGAAGCAGAGCGUGGGAAGAAUGCAAUUUUGAGCACAUAUAUCUCAAAGCUGUAUAUCGGCAGAAUGAGCCAGAAUUUCUCAGAGUGUUACAAAGAUGCCGACUUGGUCUGCAGCUGAGCGAUUCCGAUCUUAAACUUUUGGCGAACAACAAGCCAAAGACAGGUCCUUAUGCGGUGAAACUCUAUCCUACACGAAAUGAAGUACGAAAAGUCAACGACACUGAGUUUCGGCGCAUCCGUGCUCCCAUACAAACUUACAAAUGUGUCGAUGUAUUUCUGUGGAACGAGGAAAAACAUCCGCAUUUACGCAACAAGGGAGCGAGAGAUCCAAACGGCUCUCUGAAAGCACUAAAAGAGCACAGGUUUGAAGCUGAGCUUAAUCUUAAAGAAGGGAUGCAGGUCUUGCUCUUGCACAAUAUUGACAUUUCACGCGGCCUGUGCAACGGCGCCCAAGGUGUUAUUACGGGCUUUGAACCAUUCAAC